Molecule: messenger RNA, 1019 nt
Organism: Oryza brachyantha (malo sina)
Lineage: Eukaryota; Viridiplantae; Streptophyta; Magnoliopsida; Poales; Poaceae
Product: chlorophyll a-b binding protein of LHCII type 1-like
Exons: 1
Coding region: 60-851 (263 amino acids)
Biological process (GO): photosynthesis, light harvesting in photosystem I; response to light stimulus
Cellular component (GO): chloroplast envelope; plastoglobule; chloroplast thylakoid membrane
Source: RefSeq, a predicted model, not a curated record
CACCACACACACACCCACUGGUCGAACACGUACGUACGUGCUCGCUCAUCGUCGGUGCAAUGGCCGCUGCCACCAUGGCGCUCUCCUCCCCGGUGAUGGCCGGCACCCGCGCGGCGUCCUCGCUCUUCGGCGAGGCCCGCAUCACGAUGCGCAAGGGUACCGCCGCCAAGCCCAAGGUGGCCGCCUCGGGCAGCCCGUGGUACGGCGCCGACCGCGUGCUCUACCUCGGCCCGCUGUCCGGCGAGCCGCCGAGCUACCUCACCGGCGAGUUCCCCGGCGACUACGGCUGGGACACCGCCGGGCUGUCGGCCGACCCGGAGACGUUCGCCAAGAACCGGGAGCUGGAGGUCAUCCACUGCCGGUGGGCCAUGCUCGGCGCGCUCGGCUGCGUCUUCCCGGAGCUGCUCGCCCGCAACGGCGUCAAGUUCGGCGAGGCCGUCUGGUUCAAGGCCGGCUCCCAGAUCUUCAGCGAGGGCGGCCUCGACUACCUCGGCAACCCUAGCCUCAUCCACGCGCAGAGCAUCCUCGCCAUCUGGGCGGUCCAGGUCGUCCUCAUGGGCGCCGUCGAGGGCUACCGCAUCGCCGGCGGCCCGCUCGGCGAGGUCGUCGACCCGCUCUACCCGGGCGGCAGCUUCGACCCGCUCGGCCUCGCCGACGACCCCGAGGCGUUCGCGGAGCUCAAGGUGAAGGAGAUCAAGAACGGCCGCCUCGCCAUGUUCUCCAUGUUCGGCUUCUUCGUCCAGGCCAUCGUCACCGGCAAGGGCCCCCUGGAGAACCUCGCCGACCACCUCGCCGACCCGGUGAACAACAACGCCUGGGCCUACGCCACCAACUUCGUUCCCGGCAAGUGAGGAAGAAGCUAGCCUAGCUCUAGUAGUUCUUGGCGUGCGUCUGUGCUGUUCUUGCAACCAUCGAACUGGCCAGCCACUUCUUCAUUGUCUUUGACGAUGUUGAUCGAGUUGGUGUUGUACACUAAAGUGAUGUUUUUGCAAUAACGAUUUUAAUUAUUCGUUCCCAAU